AUGUCUUCCAGAUUUGUAUAUGAAGGAGAUAUCAAGCCUGUGGAAAAUGGAAAAGUUGAAAGGACUUUAAAUACGGAUAAGCAGGACAAAGUAGCUAGCGAAGGGGUUACAGAACAAGACGAACCGGAUUUCCAAGAAAGAAAGACACUUUAUGAACAGUUGCAAAUUUCGAGACACAACAGAUAUCAACAAAAGAAAAAGGAACUGGAAGACCAAAAUUCAGCUUACAAACUUAAACAUGAUGACUUGGCGUAUUACAAUGAGUUAGAAGAGAAGAGAAAGCAGACAAUAAUUAAGGAAAAAAAGCAAGAAAAGGCAGAUCUAAGGAAGUUUAGAGAAGCACAGAAACAAAAUGUAGCAAAAGGCAUUUCCAAGCCAUCAAUCAAAAAGCGCAAAACAGGUGUAAUUGAGCCAAUAUUGAAGUCAGCGCUUAAUGAAAUCAAGAGGCCAAAUAAAGGAGAAAGCCAAGGCACCGGCUUGGAUUUAGGCUAUGAGUCUUCUGACAGUCAAGACUAA
Molecule: messenger RNA, 516 nt
Organism: Brettanomyces bruxellensis
Lineage: Eukaryota; Fungi; Ascomycota; Pichiomycetes; Pichiales; Pichiaceae
Exons: 1
Coding region: 1-516 (171 amino acids)
Source: RefSeq, a predicted model, not a curated record